This is a messenger RNA of Pyrenophora tritici-repentis Pt-1C-BFP, 1428 nucleotides long. NCBI's taxonomy places the organism in Eukaryota, Fungi, Ascomycota, Dothideomycetes, Pleosporales, Pleosporaceae. The record is from RefSeq and is a predicted model, not a curated record.
AUGUUGGGAUCAACAUAUCUUGGGUACUUUCUAGGUCCACACAAGCUUCACGACGUUGUCGGAGACUUGCAACAAUUGCUUCCACAAUAUGCGACCGACUGCCUAACAUCGGCUCUUGAGACCGUAUUGACAUGCUCGCCCGAGAAUGCUACAUGCAUAUGCACGGAUCCAAAUGCCGCUCUUGGGAUGCACCACUGUGCGGACAAGACGUGUACCAUCAGACAAGCUCUGGUCGCGCUCAACGUCAUUGCCACUGUAUGCCAAAGACCAAUUCGCAACAACACCAUCAAGCCAAUUGUCAUUGGUAGCGUUUCAGGCGGUCUUUCCAUUCUAGCGGUUUUACUUCGUACGGUUGACACAGUUGUUGAUGGCCACUUUGGAUGGGGUGAUGCUUGUGCUCUUGGUGCGGGCAUCACGUCCAUACCUAUGACUGGCUUCCUCCUGCGUAUUGCGUUUGCUGGCCUAGGGUGGGAUACCUGGACAUUGUCGCCUGACAGGAUCACAUAUGUCCAGAAGCUGGAAUGGCUUACACAAAUCUUCUACUUGCCUACAACUGCACUCCCAAAGUUGGCAUUUCUCUUGAUGUAUCUACGCGUCUUCCCUCAGAAGCAACUUCGUUGCUACAUUCACGCUACGAUAGCCCUCACAAUAUUCUACUGGUUGUUCUUCGAGAUCAGCUUCAUCUUCUAUUGCCAUCCCACGUUACUCAUCUGGCAGAAAUGGGACCGGGAGCACGACGGGAAGUGCUGGAACAUCAACUACCUCAUACUAUCUGCUGCUGGUGCCACGGUUUGCUUACACCCCUUGAUAAUAUUAUUGCCUAUCCCAGCAUUGCUUCAAUUAUCGAUGAUCUGUCGAAAGAAAUUUGAGGUCAUCGCUGUAUUCGCUGUCGGAGCAUUUAUCCUCUUGGUCUCUUGUGGACGAAUAUCAGCAAUUAUCAAUUACGCCAAAUCGCUAAAUCCAACCUGGGACAAUGCUCCCUCUGAUUACUGGAGUGUCUUAGAGGCCAACAACAGCGUCUUCUGUGUGUGCAUGCCCGCAAUGCGUCGUCUGAUCGUUCGUCAACUCAUAGGACCCAACAACAGAGCUACAGAUUAUGUUCAUUCUGAAGUUGCCACCGCAAACAAUACAUCGCCGCAUGACCAACAGUCCACUAAUGACAACGCAGAAGAAGUAGAGUACCCCUGGGAGCGCACUGCGACAAGCAUUGAACGGGACACACGACGACAGUCCAAGGAUACAAUCGUAUCUAGAGACGAGCGAGUCAUCGCAUCAUAUAUGCGGGCAGCGGAAACCGAAUGUAUCCGGUUCCACGAGGGGCCUGAAGGCGAGCAGGUACUACUGCGAAGGGGCGUCGAUUCGCGUAAACAGACCUCGAAGGCCUUACUACCAGCGACAGAUAUGCCGAGCUUCGAGGACGAUGACUGA